This is a messenger RNA of Mytilus trossulus (common blue mussel), 1374 nucleotides long. RefSeq lists its product as uncharacterized. The transcript has 2 exons. Bases 162 to 1097 code for a protein of 311 amino acids. NCBI's taxonomy places the organism in Eukaryota, Metazoa, Mollusca, Bivalvia, Mytilida, Mytilidae. The record is from RefSeq and is a predicted model, not a curated record.
UUCUCUGCUCCCUAUACAAUACCAGAGAAUCGGUUCAGAUUCAAAUCGCAGAAUAACAGCUUCAGACCAUCUUUCUCUCAUGGUAAUGAUCAUUUUUUAGGGAAAAGACCAGUCAUGAGGAACAACUUCAAGAAGAAAGACAGACAUUAAAUCCUGUUGACAUGGAAUGUGAAUCUUUUGAACAUUAUAAUUGGAAGAGUACUCCAGAAAGUGGAAGAAGACAAGGCAACAUUGAUAUUGAUAGCACCAAUGUUCACGACUCAACCAUGGUUUGCAAAAAUUCUUCAUCUGAUAGCCGGACAAUCUUACAUACUACCAAAGAAAAAUCUGUUGAUUCAUCCAUCAGAUCCUUCAAGGCAGCAUCCGUUAAAGAAAAUGCAGUUAGCAGUGUUUCCUUUAUCAGGACAAGACUUAACAGUUUUGGCUUACCAACAGACACUACAAACAUUUUAUAUGACUCAUGGAGAAGUUCCACAAAAAAGCAAUAUGGGAGUUAUCUCAACAAAUGGGUGCAAUUUUGUGUUAAAAGACAAAUUAAUUCAUUUAAAGCAUCUAAUUCUAUAGUUUUACAAUUUCUGACGGAACUAUUUCAAAAAGGUCUUGGAUACAGUGCUAUUAAUACAGCUCGAUCAGCUUUAUCAUCAGUGUUGGAUUGUGGGAAAGUCAAUCCUAUUGGGAAUGAUCCUUUAAUUUGUCGUUUUAUGAAAGGUGUAUAUAAUAAAAGACCAACUUUACCAAGAUAUGAAGUGACAUGGGACGUUGAUGUGAUGUUGAAGUUUUUAUGUACUCUAUCACCUGUAAAUAUGUUGACUUUGAAAAACCUCACGUUAAAGUUAACCAUGAUACUUAGUUUAUUAACAGCUCAGAGAACACAAACUUUACAUUUGAUGGAUAUCAAUGAUAUUACUGUUAAUAAUGAUGAACUAAUUAUAAAAGUGACAAUAUUGAUCAAAACUUCGAAACCAGGGAGUCAUUUAUCAGACAUACAUUUGCCAGCAUACAACAAAGACAAAUCUUUAUGUGUUGUGGAUACAUUUAAUGAGUACAUUAAAAGAACUAAAUCACAAGGGGACAAUAUACUAAGUUAUUUAUUAUGACUAUGAAACCACAUAAACCUGUGUCAAAAAACACUAUAAGUAGAUGGAUUAAAUUAACAAUGAAACUUGCAGGAUUAGAUAUUAACUUGUUUAAGCCCCAUAGUGUUAGGUCAGCUGCAACUUCAUCUGCUAAAAAAGCAGGGAUUUCUUUAGAUGUUAUAAUGAAAUCAGCUGGUUGGAAAAAAGAAUCAACUUUUAGAAAGUUUUAUGACAAACCUGUAGUAAACAAUAACAAAAAUAAGGGUUUGAGUAAAGUACUUCUUGAUAACUAUUUUUG